GCAGAGUUUCAAUAAUCCUUGCCCAAUGUGCUCGUGUCAACGACUCGUGUGCUAUAUUGUUUCGUGAGUGUAUUUAUCCUUACGUCGAACUACACUGAUGACAAGCUUAAUACGUAUAUAUUCCCCGGACAUUAGCACCGCCAUGAGAGCCAGAUGGACCCGAUCUGGACACGAUGUGCUUGAUCCUGCUCUCGUUGAUGCUGAUAGACUGAGUACUUGGGCAUAUACAAGGCAUACCUGGGCAUAUUUGGCAGGGCAAAGCGCUGUCUUCGUGGCGCGAGGAUCCCCGGCGCACAAUCGUCGUCCUCAACGCAGUCGUCGUACUCGUGGUUGGUUCGACACCAGGAAUAGUUGUAUGGUAUCUUUACAGCAUCCCCGGACGUUCUUGGUCCGACUCAGAAUGAAAUUUCAUAGGCGUGCCUCACACAGAAUCCCGAGCAACCACUAUAUCAUGGCUAUCUGUGCGCGGGUUCUCCUGUGCCUCGACUCGCCUUCGGCGGCCUCAGGAGCCCAGUCUACUCAAUAUCCAACACAAGACUGCAGCCCCGUAUGCAGUCCCGCACAACUCCCUCAACCUCCGCGGUCAGUGUCCUCCAGGGACAUGGUGUUCCAACACAUGCAUGCUUGUUUUCCAUUUCUCGGAUCCUUGUACGAAUCAAAGCAUUCAAACGCGGGUUUACGACAGCAAACGGUCUCACCUCCUGAGUCUCCCGAGUCGCUAUCAUCCUCUUUCGUGCUCUGCGGUACCCAGGCGAGUCUUUGCCGGCCUCUGAAGCCCGUCUGCUAAUACUCAAUACACUACAUCCCACCCGCAUGACCCCAUCCUCGUCCACGUCCGGUGUCAUCAAGGGCCAGAAACCUCGAUCCUUUCUGCCCAGGCAAUCCGCGCUCUCCCUCUUCACUCUGCGAGCUUCGGAUCGAGGCACGCACACGCGUGCUUUCACGACAGCCUACC
This is a messenger RNA of Fomitopsis serialis, 955 nucleotides long. RefSeq lists its product as uncharacterized. The record is from RefSeq and is a predicted model, not a curated record. Bases 98 to 787 code for a protein of 229 amino acids. Lineage: Eukaryota; Fungi; Basidiomycota; Agaricomycetes; Polyporales; Fomitopsidaceae. The transcript has 2 exons.